CAAUAAUAUUUGUACUUUUAAGCUGAAAACGAUGCAGUAAUAUUAAAAUGCUAUUAAAAAUAGGAAUCAACUCGAAUAAGGAAUGAUGCAAUCGAUGGACCAUGUUCAUAUUUACAAAAGCGAAUCUCAUACGCUUUGUGGUCGGCGCAAUAUGUCUCCUGCUGGUGCUCAACUUUUUGUGGACAUCGGAGUCGGACGGAUCCAGCAGCACGUCGCUAAGCAAGCUGAGCAUACGACGUGUGCACAAAUAUGCACACAUCCACAGCAGAAACGACAGCGGAAGUGGCAUUGGGAGGAACUCAAACAUGGCUGGGCAUAAGUUGCCCACCGCUCCUUUGGCCCUAUCCAAAGAGCGUGAGUUGCACAACGAACGCAACUCAACCUUAACGACUGUGAUUGCGAUUGCAAACUUUACUUCCAUUCCACAAGACUUACCGCACGCGCAUCCGCACCCGCACCCGCAAGAUUUUGCAAACAGCACACUCAAUCCGCAAUUACAUCCGACCCAAAACUGCACUGAUCCCGAUCCCCGAGAUGGUGGACCCAUCACGCCCAACACAACACUCGAAUCUCUUGAUAUUAUUGAGGCAGAGCUGGGCCCAUUGCUGCGUCCUGGUGGCGCAUAUCAGCCAAGUGAUUGCAUUGCCCAAUACCAUGUUGCCAUUGUUGUGCCCUUCCGCGACCGCUACGCACACCUUUCGGUCUUCCUACGCAACAUACAUCCGUUCCUAAUGAAACAGCGCAUUGCCUAUCGUAUAUUUAUUAUAGAGCAAACCAAUGGCAAGCCCUUUAAUCGUGCGGCUAUGAUGAACAUUGGUUACUUGGAGGCCUUAAAGCUUUAUCGGUGGGACUGUUUUAUAUUCCACGAUGUCGACCUUUUACCUUUGGAUGAACGCAAUCUGUACAACUGUCCACGUCAACCGCGGCACAUGUCCGUUGCAAUUGACACGCUGAACUUCAAGUUGCCUUAUCGCUCAAUAUUUGGCGGAGUUUCUGCCAUGACACGACAGCAGUUCCAGGCUGUAAACGGCUUUUCGAAUUCUUUCUUUGGCUGGGGUGGCGAGGACGACGAUAUGUCCAACAGAUUGAAACACGCGAACCUAUUCAUAUCACGUUACCCAAUAAAUAUAGCUCGCUAUAAAAUGUUGAAACAUCAGAAAGAAAAAGCAAAUCCAAAACGCUAUGAAAAUCUGCAGAAUGGUAUCGGUAAAAUUGAAAUGGAUGGCAUCAAUUCGAUUAAAUAUGAGAUCUACAGCAUCAAAGAAUUCCCGACCUUUACUUGGUACUUAGCUGAGCUAAAGAAUUCCGAGCGAAAGAGUUAGCCAAACACACAGACAGACAGACAGACACAGACCGAGCAGUUUGUUCUCGAACUUCUCUAAAGACAAAGUUGCAAACGCGAAUCUCAAUUUCGUGCAAUAUUUACUUAUGUGUAUGUACAAAUGACAACAUUACUUUUUCAAAGUAGCCUAAUUAUCUCGAAUAAUAGACACACAAUUAUUGUGUACGUAGCGUGUCCAGUCAAUAUAGAAAUACAUAUGUACUUUAGUAGUACUGCUAGCCCCAUUUAUAAUAUAUUCUAUAUAUUCUAGCGAAUAUAUAGAUUUUGUUGAUUUUUGUUUCUUCCUUCUAAUUUUAUUAUGAAUCUCUCUAUAAAAAAACAAGACAAAAAUUCUACACCAAUUCCUACAAGGUGAAAUGUAGAUAUUACUUUUGUGAUAUACAAAUUGUUAUUCGAUCAAAACGAUAAUUAAAAGAAAAAUGAAAAUAUAUGAACUUCGGCAUGCCGAAACUUCAACAUACCCUUGCAGAUGACCUGCAGAGUAUUGGUCUGAUAUACUAAUCUUAAGUAUAAAUUUUGAAAUAUCAAAGACAACUUUUAUUUGACUGAGUACUCCAAUGGCAGCUCCAUUUAGUAAUCCGAUCCAAAUAUCAACAACUGGAUAACUGGCGCAGCUUAAAUGGCUUUAAACAAAAAAAACUACUCUCGAAUUAUAUCAGCCUCUGCAAGGGUGUUGAUUAUUAUCUACCAUACUUUAAUAUACAAUACCAAAUGUAACACUUAUUAUAAAAUACAUUUUACUAUACCAGAAUAAAACUU
Messenger RNA from Drosophila novamexicana, 2101 nucleotides. RefSeq names its product beta-1,4-N-acetylgalactosaminyltransferase bre-4. The coding region runs from base 102 to 1322 and encodes 406 amino acids. The transcript has 6 exons. Lineage: Eukaryota; Metazoa; Arthropoda; Insecta; Diptera; Drosophilidae. Gene Ontology annotation, biological process: glycosphingolipid biosynthetic process; carbohydrate metabolic process. Gene Ontology annotation, molecular function: N-acetyl-beta-glucosaminyl-derivative 4-beta-N-acetylgalactosaminyltransferase activity. The record is from RefSeq and is a predicted model, not a curated record.